Molecule: messenger RNA, 717 nt
Organism: Pelecanus crispus (Dalmatian pelican)
Lineage: Eukaryota; Metazoa; Chordata; Aves; Pelecaniformes; Pelecanidae
Gene: KCTD17
Product: potassium channel tetramerization domain containing 17
Biological process (GO): proteasome-mediated ubiquitin-dependent protein catabolic process; protein homooligomerization; positive regulation of cilium assembly
Cellular component (GO): cytoplasm; Cul3-RING ubiquitin ligase complex
Molecular function (GO): cullin family protein binding
Source: RefSeq, a predicted model, not a curated record
GAGCACAGGGAGGAGAUGCAGGGCGCCGUGGGGCUACGCUGCACCUGGGACAUCCCGCCAGCCACUGGCACCCAGGCCAAGUGGGUGAGGCUCAACGUGGGGGGCACCAUCUUCCUCACCACCAGGCAGACCCUGUGUCGGGAGCAGAAAUCUUUCCUGUGUCGCUUGUGCCAGGGCGAGGAGCUGCAGUCGGACCGGGAUGAGACUGGUGCAUACCUAAUAGACCGGGACCCCACUUACUUUGGACCCAUCCUGAAUUUCCUCCGUCAUGGGAAGCUGGUCCUGGAUAAAGAUAUGGCUGAAGAGGGGGUCCUAGAAGAAGCUGAGUUCUAUAACAUUGGUCCUUUAGUCCGAAUAAUCAAGGAUCGACUGGAGGAGAAGGACUACACAGUAACUCAGGUGCCUCCUAAGCAUGUCUACCGUGUGCUACAGUGCCAGGAAGAGGAGCUCACUCAGAUGGUUUCCACUAUGUCGGAUGGAUGGCGCUUUGAGCAGCUUGUGAACAUUGGCUCAUCCUAUAACUACAGGAAUGAGGAUCAGACAGAGUUCCUGUGCGUGGUCUCCAAAGAGCUGUACAACUCCCCCAAUGGCCUGAGCUCUGAGCCAAGCCACAAAGCCAAGAGCACAGAGGAGGACCUGGAGGAGGAAGAGCAGGAGGUGGAGGAGGAGGCAGAGGCAGAAGCAGAAGCAGAGGAGAAAGGUGCAGCAAAUCCUUGA